AUGAAACGAAUGAAGCGGCCAAGUGAUAUAUAUGGAACGACUGAAACGAACAACACAGCGCCUGUGUUUGUUGAAAACCUGGCGAACAUUUGGCAUAACGUCACGCGCUUGGCGUGCGUGUUCCGCAGGGCACGCUGUAUACCAGCGCUCGUCUUUCUUUCUUUCUUAUCCGUUUUUCUUUCUUUAUUUUCAUUUAUCCAUCUUUUCUUUUACCAUUCUUUCUUUCUUUUUUCUUUCUUUCUUUCUUUCCUUUCGUUUCUUUCUUUUUCUUUUACCAUCUUUCUUCCUUUCGUUUCAUUUAUCCUUCUUUCCUUCUUUAUUUUUCAUUUAUCCAUCUUUUCUUUCUUUCUUUCAUUCUUUCUUUCUUUCUUUUCUUUUUUUAUUUCUUUCUUUCUUUCUUUCUUUCGUUUUCAUUUAUCCACUUUUUUCUUUUUUUUCAAUUUUCGCAUUCCUUUUCUUUUCUUUCUUUCUUUUCUUUCUUUCUUUUCUUUCUUUUUUUUUUCUUUCUUUUUUCUCUUUCAUUUUUUUUUUCUUUCUUUCUUUUUUUCAUUUAUAUUUUCUUUCUUUCUUUUUUUCUUUCCAUUCUUUCUUUCUUUUCUUUCGUUUUCCUUUUCUUUUCUUUCCUUUCUUUCACCUUUCUUUUUUCUUUCUUUCUUUCUUUCUUUCUUUCUUUUCUUUCUUUUUCAUUUCAUUCUUUCUUUCUUUCUUUUUCUUUUCUUUACCCAUUUUCAUUUUUCCAUUCUUUCUUUUCAUUUCCAUCUUUCUUUUCUUUCUUUCUUUCUUUUCAUUUACCCAUAUUUCUUUCUUUCUUUUCUUUCUUUCUUUCUUUCUUUCUUUCUUUCUUUCUUUUUUUCAUUUACACACAUUCUUUCCUUUAUUUCUUUCUUUCUUUCUUUUCUUUACCCAUUUUCUUUCUUUCUUUCUUUCUUUUCAUUUACCCAUAUUUCUUUCUUUCUUUUUUCUUUCUUUCUUUCUUUCUUUCUUUCUUUCUUUCUUUUCAUUUACACAUAUUUAUUUCUUUCCUCUUUCUUUCUUUCUUUCUUUCUUUUCAUUUACCCAUAUUUCUUUUUUUUCAUUUUUCCCAUUCUUUUUUACAUUUUAUUUCUUUCUUUCUUUCUUUUUCUUUCUUUUCUUUUUUCUUUUCAUUUACCCAUAUUUCUUUCUUUCUUUCUUUCUUUCUUUCAUUCUUUCUUUCUUUUCAUUCUUUCUUUUUUCUUUUCAUUUACCCAUAUUUAUUUCUUUCUUUCCUUUCUUUCUUUCUUUCUUUCUUUUCAUUUACCCAUAUUUCUUUCUUUCUUUCUUUUCAUUUCUUUUUCUUUUUCUUUUCUUUUUCUUUUCUUUUUUUCAUUUUUUUAUUUCUUUCUUUCUUUUCAUUUACACAUAUUUAUUUCUUUCCUUUUCUUUCUUUCUUUCUUUUUUUUCUUUCUUUCUUUUUUCUUUUUUUCUUUUUUUAUUUCUUUCCUUAUUUCUUUCUUUUCAUUUACUUUUCUUUCUUUCUUUUCUUUCUUUCUUUUUCUUUCUUUUCUUUUUCUUUCUUUUCAUUUACACAUAAUUAUUUCUUUCCUCUUUCUUUCUUUCUUUUCAUUUACCCAUAUUUCUUUCUUUCUUUCUUUCUUUCUUUCUUUCUUUCUUUCUUUCUUUCUUUCUUUCUUUCUAUGCACGCUGACAAGCAAUAGUAAUUCACAGUUUCUUUUGUGA
Molecule: messenger RNA, 1698 nt
Organism: Acanthosepion pharaonis
Lineage: Eukaryota; Metazoa; Mollusca; Cephalopoda; Sepiida; Sepiidae
Source: the annotation of a GenBank genome assembly